UCCGCUGGUUCAAUUACGUGUUCGGUGCAACCCAACUGGUUAAAAUCUGAUUGGGACAUUGGACCCUGUGCUUUGGAACUUUCACAGUAUGCAAUAUACUCUGAGAGAUGCUUUCAAGGCCAAUGGGGGGGUCUAUCAUACCCUGCGCCUCCGGCUGUUCAGUAGGGAGUGGAAACCCGCAGUAUGGUUCUGGUUUACGCCUCUUUCGCAAUCGGGCUUGGAUUUUAACUCUCAUGUGGCUGGUGACGAGAGCCACGUUGGCUUGCGUUAUCACCCUGAGGCACGACUCGAGUUCCCCAGUGACUGGACCUCAAGGUUCACCCCGUCAUUCACCGCAAUCCGGACUUUUGUAAGCAGCAGUGACGAGAACGUCCACCUCGCCAUAGCGUUGAAUUGGCGCACAGGGAACAACAUCGCGUAUCGGCUUCAGCGUUGCCUUAGGCUAUGGGUUUUCGACUGCCUCCAGAUUGGCUCAACUGCUGGAGAUCAAUUCAAAAGGGGCCAACAAUCCGUAUGUAUGGCUGGUGAUUACGGAGCGGGCGAAUAUACCCCACGAUUUGGAUCCUACGAAAGGCAAAUCGCUUUAGGCGUUCGCACUCCUUUGUGCUACUCAGUGACGGCUGUUGUUGACCAACAGUUAUCCACUCCUUAAGCUUCGAUCCCGUGGCAUACCAAUACCUGUAAUUGGUAGUGCGCAGUAAUUCUCAAGCUCGGUUCCUGUCAUUCUCUCGUUCCUCCGUUUAAUUCUUUGGAUACUGCCCUGGUGCCCGGGAUUACCGAUGGCGCUGCAACCAACUUGUGCAAUCUCAGCUGGUUUUGCAUUCCUGCACGAACGACGGGAUUUCAACACAUUCCUCUAGCAUGGCACUGGAGAGACGAACCUUGCCCCCCUAUAGAUGUCCCAGGGAUAAGCUCAUCGGCGUCUGGUCUUGUGCGGCUUUCUACGCUGCAAUUCCUCUGUAGGC
Molecule: messenger RNA, 965 nt
Organism: Westerdykella ornata
Lineage: Eukaryota; Fungi; Ascomycota; Dothideomycetes; Pleosporales; Sporormiaceae
Exons: 2
Coding region: 89-652 (187 amino acids)
Source: RefSeq, a predicted model, not a curated record